UAAGCUACCUUCAAAAGUUACUUGUAUGUAUUCUUUGUGUUAUUUGAUGUCCAACGGUACUAAUCAUUUGUGGUAGAAUCGCCAUGUUGAUGAACGUUCUUGCUAACGCUUUGAAAUCCAUUACCAACGCUGAGAAGCGUGGUAAGCGUCAAGUGCUCGUCCGCCCUUGCUCCAAGGUGCUUCUGAAGUUCCUUGAGUGCAUGCAGAAGAAGGGUUACAUUGGUGAAAUCACCGUGAUUGAUGACCACCGUUCCGGAAAGGUCGUGGUCACUCUGACUGGUCGUCUGAACAAGUGCGGCUGCAUCUCUCCCCGCUUCGAUGUGAAGCUGAACGAGAUUGAGAUGUGGACCCGCAACCUGCUCCCCUGCCGUCAGUUCGGACACAUCGUCCUGACCACUUCUGAGGGCAUUAUGGACCACGAGGAGGCUCGUCGCAAGCACGUCGGUGGAAAGAUCAUUGGUUUCUUCUAUUAAACCAAUCACGGCUACUGCAUCUACGAUUUAUGGGGUCAGCUUGGGACUUUGUU
Molecule: messenger RNA, 526 nt
Organism: Blastocystis hominis
Lineage: Eukaryota; Bigyra; Opalinata; Blastocystidae
Product: Ribosomal protein S8
Exons: 2
Coding region: 84-473 (129 amino acids)
Biological process (GO): translation
Cellular component (GO): cytosolic small ribosomal subunit; ribosome
Molecular function (GO): structural constituent of ribosome
Source: RefSeq, a predicted model, not a curated record